AUGCCCAACAUCCCAGACUCAGGCCCAAUUCCAGGCCUGGACCCAACCCUCGAAACAGAGAGACACACCCAGACCUCUCUAACUCCAACCCCGGUCCCAGCCCCACCAAGCACAGUUUCAAAAUACUAUUAUUUCGCAUAUGGCUCGAAUCUAUCGCCCACUCAGAUGGCAGCUCGCUGUACCAAGAAUCCCAGCUCCAGCAAGCCCCUCGCGAUAGCCACACUUCCUCAUUGGCGUUGGUUGAUCUGUGACGCGGGCUACGCAAAUGUCCUCCCUCCUGCUGGCCUCCGGGUCCCGAAUCAGGACUCCGAGCCGGCGCAUGAGAUCCCCGUUUCAGGGUCGGAGGAUACGGUCUACGGCGUACUCUAUGAAAUGGACCCCCGCGACGAGAGGAUUCUGGAUAUGUACGAGGGUAUCGAUGUCCAUGCGGAAGAGAGCGAUGGGCAGUUCGUGGACGUCGAAGUGAGACCCAAGGAGCAGGGGAGAGGAAGUUACAAUAAGUGGUUUGUUAAUGUGGGGGCAGUGGAAUGGCUAGAUGGACGCGAGGAUCCAACAGCAGAAGUGAAGGUCUUGGUCUAUGUUGACGAGAACUGCGUCACGCUCUCUGAACCAAAUUUCGAAUACAUCGCGCGGAUGAAUCGCGGGAUUCGUGAGUCUGUACAGCUCGGUGUACCGCAGCGAUGGGUGGAUGAGGUGAUAAGGAAGUUCAUUCCUCCCGAGGACAGUUGA
Messenger RNA from Penicillium olsonii, 729 nucleotides. NCBI's taxonomy places the organism in Eukaryota, Fungi, Ascomycota, Eurotiomycetes, Eurotiales, Aspergillaceae. The record is from the annotation of a GenBank genome assembly.